Anopheles cruzii is the source of this 1440-nucleotide messenger RNA. It is a transcript of the gene Urod, whose product is annotated as uroporphyrinogen decarboxylase. The record is from RefSeq and is a predicted model, not a curated record. Lineage: Eukaryota; Metazoa; Arthropoda; Insecta; Diptera; Culicidae. Gene Ontology annotation, cellular component: cytosol. The transcript is spliced from 2 exons. Gene Ontology annotation, biological process: heme biosynthetic process. Gene Ontology annotation, molecular function: uroporphyrinogen decarboxylase activity. The coding region runs from base 222 to 1286 and encodes 354 amino acids.
UCCGCUCGUCCUCGUUCCGCUGUGCUGCACCGCUUAGUUACUUUUUUCCUUUUCAAUUUCUUCACAUCCUGGGCCGGCGAUAAUCUUUAUCGUGCCUUGCCGAGAAACAAUUGUGCACCCAACAGGAUCCAGCAACAGCAACCGCAAGAGGAAAGCGCGCAACACAUAUCGCCCGGCGUAGGUUGCUUUGAUAGCCCUGACAAUUGAUCGACCCCCGAAGAAUGGAAAAGGAAUUCCCGGCACUGAAGAAUGACAAUCUGCUUCGGGCGGCCCGUGGCGAGACGGUCGAUCGGGUCCCGGUGUGGGUAAUGCGACAGGCCGGUCGCUAUCUGCCCGAGUUCCAGGAGGUACGGGCAAAGCAUGACUUUUUCACCGUCUGCCGCACACCGGAGCUGGCCUGUGAGGUGACGAUGCAGCCGCUCCGUCGGUUCGAUCUCGAUGCGUCGAUCAUCUUCUCCGACAUCCUCGUGAUACCGCAGGCGCUCGGCAUCGUGGUGGAAAUGAAGCCGGGAGUCGGUCCGGUGCUGCCCGAACCCCUCGUCGGGCCGGCCGAUCUCGAGCGGCUCAACCAGACGGGCGCGAUCGAUCGGUUAAAGUAUGUGGGCGAUGCCAUUACCAUGAUGCGUCACAUGUUGGACGGCAAAGUGCCACUGUUCGGCUUCACCGGUGCACCGUGGACGCUGAUGGGCUACAUGAUCGAGGGCGGCGGAAGUAAAACCAUGUCAAAGGCCAAAGCGUGGCUUACCGAGCACCCGGAAGCCAGCCAGAAGCUGCUCGACAUUCUCACCGACCAGGUGGUGGACUAUUUGGUCACGCAGGUGAAGGCAGGGGCACAAAUGGUGCAAGUGUUCGAAUCGAGCGCAGAACACCUGAGCAAGGAGCAGUUCCUGUCCGUGUCACUGCCCUGCCUGCAGCGGAUUCGAAUCGAUUUGCUCCGCAAACUGGGCGAACAGAACGUGCCGGCCGUUCCGAUGGUGCUGUUUGCCAAAGGUGCCAUGCAUUCACUGCCGGAGCAAGCUCAAACCGGGUACGAGGUCAUCGGUCUGGAUUGGACCAUCGACCCGGAGGAGGCACGUCGGCUGGUCGGUCCGAAUGUUACCCUGCAAGGGAACCUUGACCCUCAGGACAUGUACAAACCACAGGACGAGCUGCGCGAGCUCGUGCUAACCAUGGUACGGAAGUUUGGAAAGCAUCGGUACAUCGCCAACCUCGGCCACGGCAUUACUCCGGCGACCCCAGUCGAAAGCAUGACCACGCUCGUGCAGGCAGUGCACGAUGCACUAUGAGGCCACCACUACAUCAUGUAGACACUAUUUUUGGCUCGAAGAGAACCACGUUCCGACCGGCUUGGCCGGUACAAAAUUCGAAGCAGAUAAUUCAAUCGGUAAAGAGGAUCGGUAAUUGUUGCAUUUACACGAAAGAAACAUCUUGAUUAAACAA